AUGUCGGCCACAAGCCCAGACCCCAGGCAGGGCGCGCCCGCCUUCAUCCCCCUCGAGGCCAACCCGCAGCUCAUGACGAGCCUCAUCCACAAACUCGGUGUCUCGUCCGCGCUCGGCGUGCACGACGUCUACUCCCUCACCGACCCGGACAUGUUGGCCUUUGUCCCGCGGCCUGCUCUUGCGCUGCUGCUCGUCUUCCCCGUCAGCGCCGAAUACGAAAGCCAGCGUAUGGCCGAGGAUAGCCUGAUGGAGGAGUACGCGGGCAAGGGUGACGGAGAGCCGGUGGUGUGGUGGAAGCAGACGAUUAAGAACGCCUGCGGCAUGAUGGGGUUGCUGCAUGCUGUUUCCAACGGUCCGGCGAGGGACUUUAUCGAAGAGGGAUCAACGCUCGGCAACCUCCUCCAACAGUCCAUACCUCUGCCGCCACGCGAGCGCUCGGCUUUGCUCGAAAGGACGGGAGCGCUCGCGACGGCCCACCGGGAGGCCGCCUCGGCGGGCGACACGGCGCCGCCCGCGGCCGAGGACGACAUUGACCUGCACUACGUUUGCUUCAGCAGAGGAACCGACGGUGGGCUGUGGGAGCUCGACGGCAGGCGCAAGGGACCCAUCCGCCGGGGCGACCUUGACAAGGAUGAAGACGUGCUGAGUGCAAAGGGGCUCGCCAUGGGUGCGCUCAAGUUCCUCGCGAGAGAAGGCGGUGAUUUGCGGUUCAGCGCCGUCGCCUUGGCCGCGUCGAUGGACUGA
Messenger RNA from Drechmeria coniospora, 744 nucleotides. Its product is annotated as putative ubiquitin thiolesterase L3. The transcript is spliced from 2 exons. Gene Ontology annotation, molecular function: cysteine-type deubiquitinase activity. NCBI's taxonomy places the organism in Eukaryota, Fungi, Ascomycota, Sordariomycetes, Hypocreales, Ophiocordycipitaceae. Gene Ontology annotation, cellular component: cytoplasm. The record is from RefSeq and is a predicted model, not a curated record. The coding region runs from base 1 to 744 and encodes 247 amino acids. Gene Ontology annotation, biological process: protein deubiquitination; ubiquitin-dependent protein catabolic process.